AUGCCUCCAGUCGUAUUCAUAUCAACUCCAGAAGAGCUCUCUGUCGUGCUAGCAACGUUCGACGACCUGCCAGUAUCCCCACCAAGUCUGUACAUCGAUCUGGAAGGCGCGAAGCUCAGCAGGAAUGGUUCGAUCGCACUACUAACCCUGUAUGUCCUCCCCAAGGAGACUGUGUAUCUCAUCGACAUCCAUACUCUAGGCGCUCGCGCAUUCUCAACACCUGCCAUCGCAGCAACAGCAAGCGUGACUGCGCCUCUUGAUACUACGCCCAGCACAACAAACCUCACUGAAGACGCUGGAAAGCCUUCCACAACCCUGAAGUCUAUCUUGGAAUCACCAGCAAUCCCCAAGGUCUUCUUCGAUGUACGCAACGACUCCGACGCCCUCUUCUCCCACUACGCCAUCUCCCUCUCCUGCAUCCACGACAUCCAACUCAUGGAGCUAGCAACUACUACACGCGGCUCCCGUGAACACCUCCUGGGCUUGGGCAAAGCGAUCGACUAUAAUGCCUCACGCCUGAAUAUAACGCCGAUGCAGAGGCAAGUCUGCAGCGCCAUCAAAGAGGCUGGUGUCAGGCUCUUCGCUCCGGAGCGAGGUGGCAGAUAUGCGGUCUUUGAAGAGAGGCCGCUGAGCCAAGCAAUCAAGGAUUACUACAAGACAAUGUCAACACACGCCGCACAACUGCUCGAGCAGCAACUCUUCACUGCCAUCAAGACACAAAUCAUCAGUCUAGCAACGCCUCUUUACGGCACAAGAUCAGAAGACGCGUCAAAAGUCUAUGAUGUAGUCACCUACAGCAUGACUACCAACGAUGGUGGCAGUAGCAACGAUAGCAGAAGCACCUUCAACACUGCUAGCACCAGCAGCAACAACGAUGGUGAAGAGAGAACAGGGCCGACCUACGGCGUGGCUUUGAUUCUCUACACUGGCCCUUCAAGUUCGCCAUUCACAUCAUGGACACUGAUCAGCCAUGUGGAGGAUCAGCCCGACAUCAUCACUGGGGCGAAUUGUCUGUUGGAGGACUUGAGGAAGGGGAUGGGUGGAGUUAUUAGUAAUUGGGGGAUGAAACAUGGGAGGAUUCCCAACGUUGCGGGUGUGAGCGAAGGAGGGCAGGAGGGUGAAGAGGAAGUCGAGCAUGAGCAUGGGGGCGAAGGAGGGGACAAUAUGGACGUCAGGCGUGGCGCUGAAGGAGGCGGCGGCAGACUGGACGAUGCCAGCGAAGACCUGGAGCAGACCGGCCGGAGUCCAAGGUUGUCGACCAUCAUCGAGGAGAUGUAG
Alternaria ethzedia is the source of this 1278-nucleotide messenger RNA. RefSeq lists its product as uncharacterized. Lineage: Eukaryota; Fungi; Ascomycota; Dothideomycetes; Pleosporales; Pleosporaceae. The transcript has 3 exons. The record is from RefSeq and is a predicted model, not a curated record. Bases 1 to 1278 code for a protein of 425 amino acids. Gene Ontology annotation, molecular function: nucleic acid binding.